Messenger RNA from Nymphalis io (European peacock), 3417 nucleotides. It is a transcript of the gene grn, whose product is annotated as GATA-binding factor C-like. The transcript has 8 exons. Gene Ontology annotation, molecular function: DNA-binding transcription factor activity, RNA polymerase II-specific; RNA polymerase II cis-regulatory region sequence-specific DNA binding; zinc ion binding. The record is from RefSeq and is a predicted model, not a curated record. NCBI's taxonomy places the organism in Eukaryota, Metazoa, Arthropoda, Insecta, Lepidoptera, Nymphalidae. Gene Ontology annotation, biological process: cell fate commitment; negative regulation of transcription by RNA polymerase II; positive regulation of transcription by RNA polymerase II. The coding region runs from base 471 to 1931 and encodes 486 amino acids.
CGUCCCAACGACGCCGCUUCACGUGCCGCGGUCUGGCUUCACGCGCCUGCGCACUUACUGAACUAUAUUCAAAACAUCUUUAUAUCUCCUUGCUUAAUCGCAUAUAGCUAAUGCAAUAAUUAUAAUUUUACACAAGUUGUGAGCUGUGCUAGAUAUUAUUCUUAUUGAAAAUGGACACGACGGAAUGGAGCGUAUGAUUUCAGUGUGUUUUUAUAUCGUAACGAUAAAAGUGAUUAGUGAUAGUGAACGAUAUUUGAGUGAUACGCAUCUUACGAGGACAUUUAAGAUACGGGUAUGAGUGGCCGAGUGUCCGAGUGACGCGUGAUCGUGUGGCUCUCGGGUUCGACGAUGUCAAGACUGCACUGGGUAGCCUCUCAGUAAAUAGGCCAGCGCGAGCGUACAUCGGGCGAUUGACUUUUGAAAUGCGGAUAGGGGUGCGGACUUAAAGUGCGUGUAUAUAAAAGCGAUGCAUGGUUUGUGAGGUCGGAGCGGCGGUCAUGGACAUGAGCGGUGAGGGCGGCGGUGCGGGAGCGGGCGCAGGGGGCGCGCUUCAGCAGCGGUGGUACGACAGCCGCGUGAACGGCAGCCCUGCCGCCGGCGACGUCAGCUCCGAGACGAAUGGAGACGGAUUCUUCCACUCGCCGCUGGAGGGCGGACAUCACAGCCGCGCCCGCUACUACCAUCAGCAAAUGCACGCCCCUUACUCGACAGCGGUCGGUUCGCAUGGUCGGACGCUAAGCGGCGGCAGCGGGCAGGUGUGCAGGCCACACUUUCACACACCGCUUCAUCCCUGGCUCGACUCCAAAGCUCUGGGUAGCGGCGCUUGGGGCGGCGGCUUCCAACAGGACAGCGCGCCCACUGACAAGCCUCUCUCCCCAGCGCAGCAUCCUCAUCCCCAUCCCUUGUUCUCAUUCCCUCCCACGCCACCGAAAGAUUCCACCCCCGACUCCGUCGCCGCGGCGGCGCUCGGUCAGCAAGAUUACCAAGCGGCCGUCGCGCACGCCACGGCGAUGAGCGUCGCUUUCAUGCAGCAGCAGCAGGAGCUGCCACUCUGCGGUGACGUCAAGCCCAUGAUGGGCGCACCGCCCUCCAAGCAACGAGAAGGUGCGCAGCCGGACUCGUGUCCCCAGGAGAGUCAGCCCUCUGGGGAAUACAACACGCAAUACAAUGCCGCCGCCGGCGACUACUACAACUACCAGGGCAAGGGUUAUAGCGGGCAGCAGCAGAGUAAACCGCGACCGAACAAGACGCGAACUAGCGCCGAGGGUCGGGAGUGCGUCAACUGCGGGGCGACGAGCACGCCACUCUGGCGACGCGACGGCACCGGUCACUACCUUUGCAACGCGUGCGGAUUAUACUACAAGAUGAACGGACAGAACCGACCCCUCAUCAAGCCCAAGCGAAGACUGGUGAGUUCGUUGCAAAGUGCUGCGAGACGAGCCGGUACGUCAUGUGCAAACUGUAAGACGACAACCACGACCCUCUGGCGACGUAACCAGAACGGAGAGCCGGUGUGCAACGCGUGCGGGCUCUACUAUAAACUACACAAUGUAAAUCGGCCAUUGACAAUGAAGAAAGAAGGUAUUCAAACAAGAAAUCGCAAGCUAAGCAGUAAAAGCAAGAAGAAGAAGGGCGGUAUGGGAAUGGGUGGGGGAGGCGCGUGCGCACUCGCUCUGGGUGGUGUCAUGGGAGACAUGAUCAAGCCUCUCGGAGAUGCCACCAAAGGCUUUGGUGGUUCCGCCUUUCCAUCGGCUAUGGAUUUCGGUCAACACCAAGUAGGGUUGGUGCAUCCCGCGGCAGCGCACAUGUCGCACUGGUAUGGAGCCCCACAUCAGGGUUUCGCCCCACCACCGACAUCGCAUAAUCCCUAUCAUCACCACCACCUCGCACAACUAAAUUCUAUGACGGGCUGGAGGAGCGAGUACACGUGAUAAGUGAACCAAACAAGAGCACGAAUACGGUGGAAAUGUAGGUACGUCUCGCCAGGAGCGACCUGGGACAGAUACAUCACAAAAUAGAUACUGUGAUUUCACUUGUAGCAUGAUAGGUCAUCAAAAACACAAUUACUACGACACAUCACACUAAUUUAUAAGACUGUGACAGAAUUGAUGUUUCUAAGCGCUAUACAAACAUACAUCAACUCGGAUUGAUGAAUUGAUCAAACAUAUCUGAUUAAAACCAGUUGUUAUCCCAAUGUCUUUUAUAUGCCGUGAUUCGUUCCCUACGAGUAAUAAGUCGUAUCACUCUAAACUAUCGGAUACUAAGUCGACUGCUAUUAAAUUUUUUUACCUUUUGGUGUAUCGAGUUUAUUGAUUGUCGUAAAUCGAUUUUGCCGUUUUUUUUAAUUGUGGAUCAAUAGAUAAAUUAAUGUUUCUUUUUAAUUUCUAUUGAUGAUUAAACUUGAAAUUAUUCUUGAACUAUAUGUGAUUUGAAAAAUUUGGCAAAAUCGAUUCACAAAGAAAUAAAGGUACGCAAUGAAUAUGUGACUUGUAAUAAACAUUAAAGUUUAAAUAGUAUUACAAAAUAUGUCAAAACUCAAAGCAGUUACCGGUUGCUCGAUUCGGUAGAUAAGUGUGGCGCGGAUCUAAGUUCUUUUUACAAGGUGAAGUAACUAGCGAAAUUGUACAGUAUUAUAAUAUUAGAUAAGAUUACUAUGUCCGCUUAGAUGAUUUAUAUAAAUAUAUAAGUAGGUAUCGUUCGUAAAAAAUUGUGUAUUUGUACAUAUCUUAUUAAGUUAUAUUCCGUUCCUGUAUAGAUUGUUUUAUUUUUAUAUUGUAUUUAAUUUGAACUGUUCGGUUCGCUAUAGGAAUUGUGAUGUGUUCAAAAAUUCCAGAUGUUUCUUUUGUAAAUUCGAUUCGUGUAGUCUUUAUUAAAACGCAAUAGUAAUUUAUAUGAUAGAUGUAACUCGUACGUUGUAAAUAAAUUUACGAUAAAACAUUGUCAAUAUGAGAAACAAUUAUUUUCGACUGUCACAAAACGUUUCUCGUCUAACGAAACAACACUAGGUCACAAGAUUGGGUUGUAACAGAUUUACUGUAUGUAUGUUGAUUUGUUAUAAAAUAUGACAUGAAUUAUUUGUAUUGCUGUACUUUAUAAAAAUAAGACAUUGUGUGGCCAUAAAUUAAUCACGAAAUUUUGUUUUUGGGGUUUGCCAUUUCGAAAAAUAGAAUGUUUAAACAUAAAUGACAUUUCCUUAAAACAUUGUUUCGAUAUCAAAAAGUAUGUGUAAAUAUAAAAAUGUAAAUGACCUUAGAAAAUAAAAACUCAAAAUAUUAAAAAUGUAAAUUAGCGAUCACCGCAGAACAGCCUGUAACGAUAUCCCGUACCUAAAGUUUUAGUUUUUAAAACGAAACAUUGUGAAGUUGUGUAUUUUAAAUAAAAUUGCGAAUAAAUUAUCAAUACUUAUUGAUAUUUCAA